Molecule: messenger RNA, 723 nt
Organism: Zingiber officinale
Lineage: Eukaryota; Viridiplantae; Streptophyta; Magnoliopsida; Zingiberales; Zingiberaceae
Product: sulfated surface glycoprotein 185-like
Exons: 1
Coding region: 1-723 (240 amino acids)
Source: RefSeq, a predicted model, not a curated record
AUGGCUCCCAAGAAGAAGAAGAAGAAGGGAAAGACCACUCGCGCGCGCAGUUCCAAACCCACCGCUUCCGCCGCCGGCGCCUCCCUUCCUCUUCCCCCAGAAGGGUCUCCUCCUCCUACCCCUCCUCUGCCCUCCGAUCUCCCCUUCCCUUCCUCCCUCCGCAUUCCUCCGACUCCCAUCGCGUUCUCCUUCUCCGGCGCCAGCCACCCUCCUCCCCCCGCCGACUCCCCAAUCCGUCCCCCCUUCGCUGGAUCCUCCCACCCUCCUCCCCCCGAUUCACCGACUCCCAUUCCCCCUCUCCCCUUCGAUUACCCUUCGAUCCCUCAAUUAGAACCACCCCCCGCCGCCGCCGCCCGACCGCGAAGCGAAAUCGCCCUCACCGUCGCCCGCCACACGGCCAGAGGGGCCGCCGCGGCAGCUCGCGAGAGGUUGAGCUCCUCGACGGCGGAGGCGGCUUCGCUGGAGCAGGGCCUGGAGAGGCUCGGCCAUACUCUGCCGACGAUGAUGUCGACGAUCUUGAGCAUCCAGGAUUUGGUCGAAGAGACUGGGGGCGACGAGGAGCUAGUGGAGGCAGGGCUCGACGCUUUCCGGAACAUGGAGACGAUUCAGCAGCUUUUCGAGACGACGAGGAAUAUGGUGAGGGAGAAGACGGCAGCGGCGGAGCAAGGCGGCGUCGAUUUCAGCAGAGACCUGAGGGAGGGAGGCGAUCGAGGGGGUUCUUGA